This is a messenger RNA of Scaptodrosophila lebanonensis, 3600 nucleotides long. RefSeq lists its product as uncharacterized. Bases 1 to 3600 code for a protein of 1199 amino acids. Gene Ontology annotation, molecular function: sweet taste receptor activity. The transcript has 18 exons. Lineage: Eukaryota; Metazoa; Arthropoda; Insecta; Diptera; Drosophilidae. Gene Ontology annotation, cellular component: membrane. The record is from RefSeq and is a predicted model, not a curated record. Gene Ontology annotation, biological process: sensory perception of sweet taste; detection of chemical stimulus involved in sensory perception of taste.
AUGCCACAGAGUGAAACAUUUCAUCGCGCUGUGUCCAAAGUGCUUUUCAUUUCCCAAAUCUUUGCAUUGUUUCCCGUAAGUAAUAUGGAAGCUCGUCAUGUGCAGGAUCUGCGUUUUCGUUGGCUUAGUGCCCGCACCUUCUACUCGGGCUUUAUAAUGGUUUUAAUUGUCUGUGAAUUCGGAGUCGCGUUGAAUUAUGUGAGCAAAGUGGCUAUAACUUUUCAAAAUGCAUACGUCCUGUUGGUCUUUGUUGUAUGCCUUUUGAUGCAUAUAUUUUUCUGGCGAUUGGCCAUCAGUUGGCCAAAAAUAAUGAGCAGCUGGCAGCGUGUUGAUGAGCUCUUUCUUAAGGUGCCUUAUCGAUACUACAACGAAUACAAAAUGAAGUGGCGCAUCAAUGUGGUGUUUAGCUUCGUCAUGAUCUCAGCUUUGGUGGAGCAUUUUUUGCUUCACAUCAUCUCGUUCCAUUUCAGCAAUAUGGAGCGAACGCAGUGCAAGAUAAAUGAGAGCUUCUUCGAGAGCAUCUACAAAUUGGAAAGACCACAUCUGCAUAUGGUGCUGCCCUACCAUGCCUGGUUGUUGCCUUUUCUUGAGUGGAUCAGCUUGGUAAUUGUUUAUCCUCGGUCCUUCACGGACUGCUUCAUCAUGUUUGUGGGCAUUGGCCUGGCUAAGCUUCAUGGCCGCAUUGCUGCCGUUCAUUUGAAAGCCAUGCCUGCUAUAUUUUGGACCGAGGUUCGUCAACAUUAUUUGGAGCUUAAGCGUCUGGUGCGGCUUGUGAAUGCAGCCAUUGCUCCCUUGGUGCUACUCGCAUUUGGAAAAAACAUGUUCUUUAUAUGCUUUCAGCUCUUCAACAGUUUUACAAACAUUGGCGUUGACUUUAUUUUGCUGCUGGCCUUCUGGUAUUCCUUGACCUUUGUUGUCUUGCGUACCAUGCUUACUAUUUUCAUUGCCUCGUCCAUUACUGUUUUUGAAAAGAAAAUAAGUACAGCCUUGCGGGAUGUGCCGUCAAGGUCUUGGUCCACUGAGGUUCAACGCUUUAGCGAGCAACUGGGAAACGACAUGACGGCUUUAUCGGGCGAAGACUUUUUCUUUAUUAGGCGUCAGCUUUUUUUGGCCAUGGCCACUACCAUAAUAACUUACGAACUUAUGAUAUCCGAUGUAAUUAAUAAGGGCGCCAUCCGACAAAGGACAAGCUAUUGUAAGGAUAACUUUCUGUUCCUGGCCCAAUUCUUUGGCGUGAUGCCCGUAUCUGGCGUUUUAUCCAAGAAGGGCUCGGAUGAUGUGCGCUUUCGUUGGUUCUCAUUGUCGCUGCUUGUGAGCGUAGGGCUUCUGAUUUUCACAAUAUUCGACUGUGUACUCUCCUCGCAGGUGGUAUUAAAUGAUGGACUCAAAAUUUAUACCAUAGGUCCGCUUACUUUUAGCACAAUCUGCAUUGCCUGUUUUGGGGUCUUUCUGAUGAUCUCACGGCAAUGGCCUCUCAUAAUCCAAAAAACCUCGAGCUGUGAGCUCGUCUUCGUGCAAAAAUGUUAUGCCAAUCAGUUGGGUAUGAGCUUCAGUGGAAGGAUCCGUCUUUGGGGCGUUGUGUUGCUCAUUCUGGCGUUUGGCGAGCAUCUCACUUAUUUCACAAGUGCAGUUUAUAACAAUCAGCGACAAAUACAGGAAUGCAAUCUGACUGUGGACUUUUGGAAGAACUUUUAUAUGCGUGAGCGUCCGGAACUGUUAACGGUAUUCUCAUUUACAAAGUGGCUUAUUCCGUUGAUCACUUGGACUACGCUCUCUAUGACUUUCGUCUGGAAUUUUCCGGACAUCUUUCUCGUUCUGGUUUGUCGUGCCACUGAGAUACGAUUCCAGCAACUCCAUUGGCGCAUCAAGAAUCAUGUGGGCGAGAGAAUGCCGAAUUCAUUUUGGCAAAAUGUGCGUCUCGACCUCCUCAAUCUUAGUGAUUUGCUCAAGCUAUACGAUAAGGAGCUUUCCAGCCUGGUAUUGUUAUCCAGUACCCACAACAUGUAUUUCCUGUGCGUGCAAAUCUAUCACAGCUUUCAAAUCAAAGGAACUUGGGUGGACUCUUUAUAUUUUUGGUUCUCAUUAUUCCAUGUGGUGGGACGCCUGCUUAGCAUGAUGGUUGCCGCCUCCUCUAUACCGCUCACAGUUAGUCAAAUUUCAUACACCCUCUAUGAGAUACCCACGGAUUUUUGGUGCCUGGAGCUGAAGCGUCUAAAUGAGAUCAUCUGUACAGAUAACUUCGCUUUGAGUGGCAAGGGUUUCUUCUUUCUUACUCGUCGCCGUAUAUUUGGGAUGGCUGGCACUUUGAUGAUCUACGAACUGGUGCUUAUUAAUCAAAUGGAGGGUGCUCAGUUGGAGAAAAACUUCUGCAUGAAAACGUGUUUGCGUCGCGGUGACAAGUGGGACUAUAUUCAUAACGGCUCCUUUCAGGAAGCUAUAAGGCCCGUACUAUUAAUAGCACAGAUAUUCGCACUGAUGCCCGUGCGUGGCAUUGCUUCGAAAUGCGCUGACGAUUUGAGAUUCUCGUGGUGGAGUUGGCGGACUGUUUAUGCGAUGAUUGUUAUAGUCUUCUUCGGCAUCACCUCUGGCUUCAUGGUUGCUUUUGUGACGAGUGUCAAAUUUGAUUUUGAUUCUGUGGAAACGCUAAUCUUCUAUGCCUCCAUAUUUUUCAUUUCGCUGGCCUUCUUUCAAUUGGCUCACAGGUGGCCUGCGGUGGUUGUGGAAUGGCAGGCGGUGGAGUCUCAAUUGCCGGAGCUACGUACGGAACGGGAACGGGGUGCUCUGGCGCAACAUAUUCGCAUGAUUACGCUGGUGGGCAUCAUGUGCUCGCUGGUGGAGCAUUUGCUGAGCAUGCUGGCGAGCAUUUAUUACGUUAACGCCUGUCCGGUUAUACCAAAUCAGCCGAUCGAGAGCUUUUUGUAUUUAAAUUUUGCACCAAUCUGGCAGUUUAUGGACUAUAACCAACUGAUGGGAAUAUUGGGCAAGGUGGUUAAUGUAUUGGCGACCUUUGCCUGGAGCUUUAACGAUAUUUUUGUCAUGGCUGUGAGUGUUUCGCUGGCAUCACGAUUUCGUCAACUCAAUGAUUACAUGCAGCAGGAGGCGAGGCAGCCCACCAAACAGGAAUAUUGGAUACAAUGCCGUAAAAACUUUCGGAAUUUGUGCAAAUUGUGCGAUGUGGUUGACGAUGCCAUAUCAACCAUCACUUUGCUGUGCUUUUCCAAUAAUCUGUACUUCAUCUGUGGCAAGAUUUUGAAGAGCUUGCAAAAGAAACCCUCGGCUUCACACACCCUUUAUUUCUGGUUCUCACUCACCUUCUUAUUGGGUCGCACCCUGAUACUCUCGCUUUAUAGCGCCAGCAUAAAUGAUGAGUCCAAACGGCCGCUGCUCAUCUUUCGAUGUGUUCCUAGAGAGUACUGGUGCAUGGAGCUCAAGCGUUUCUCUGAGGAAGUUCAUAUGGAUAUGGUGGCCCUCACUGGCAUGAAAUUCUUUCGCCUAACCCGUGGCGUGGUCAUAUCGGUGGCGGGCACCAUCGUGACAUACGAAUUAAUUUUGCUGCAGUUUAACAAAGCGGACAAAGUUAAUGAUUGCUAUGAAAAUUGA